Exaiptasia diaphana is the source of this 1463-nucleotide messenger RNA. RefSeq names its product mirror-image polydactyly gene 1 protein. The record is from RefSeq and is a predicted model, not a curated record. Lineage: Eukaryota; Metazoa; Cnidaria; Anthozoa; Actiniaria; Aiptasiidae. Bases 17 to 1387 code for a protein of 456 amino acids. The transcript has 10 exons.
CGAAGGGAUAGCGUCCAUGGACUCAAUACGUGAGGAACUGAACUAUUUUCCCAGCAAAGCCGACUCAUUUCAUCGCAGAUUUCGUUCUCCCCAAGAGUUACGCGAAGAACGGGAGGAGGUGGACGAGAUUCGGCAAAAUGUUCGUCAUGCUAUGAAAGAAGCGAGACGCAAAAUGUCGAACUUACGCCAUGACGCCGAGGCAAARGAUAGGCUGCUAUCAGAAGAGCAAAGACUCCGCCAGCAGCUUGAACGAGAUCUUUCUGAAAAAUCAGAGGAAUUAUUACGAGAAAAAUCCAAGAAYUUGAGGAGUUCUGGUGGAGGAAGACCUCUUGAGGGGAGAUACUCUCCUCUUGAUUAUUCAAGRGAUUAUGRUGGAAGUGGCUAUCUUCAAGAUGAAUUAGAUGCAUCGAAAACUCUCAAUUAUCAGCUCACAGAAAGACUUGCUGAUGCUGAUGCUGAGAUUCAAGCAGCAAGGAUGACUCGUGAUGGUUUACUUAGCAAAGCUGAAUCCAGAAUUGCAGCUCAAGGAGCAGCCCUCAUCGAUAAAAUUUAUCGAGCUCAAAAAGAAAGAGAUGUAGCUGUUAGUGCAAGACUACAGUUGGCCAAAGAUGAAAAAGAAGAUCUCCUGGCAAGAAUGAGGAGACUCGAGAAGGAACAAGCAGGAUUUGACUCAGGUGUAGACUCAGUGUAUGACGAUGAUAUUGAUGCUGAUCAGUCAAUCCAAGCUCUAUUGGACCGAAUAACAGCAUCUCAAAGUCCCAAAUCAAUAGACAAACAAGGAACAAUUAUUGCAGACAAAAUCAAAUCAGUACAGAAAACCAAACAKAGAGCWAUGGGAGAAGAACUCAAGUCCGUCAUAGAGGAAAGAGAUGAAGCUGUUUCCAGGGUACAAUUGCUUGAAGAAGAAGUAAAUAAGCUAAAAAGAGAAUUGGAAAUGGUAAAAAGCCAAUUUAAACUGGCUGAAAAGCAUAGAGUUAAAUCUACACAGGCUCAACUCUUGUCAUCACAACACGAAAGAGAUGCCUCAGUAAGAAAAACUAAACGACUUGAGGAAGAACUUGAAACUAUUCGCGUAUAUUACAGCUUACAUAGAUCACUCACCCAAGAGCAAAAUUUAAGAGAUCAGUUUAACAGUACCAUGGACAACUUUGAAGGACGUUUGCGGUCACGUGAGAGUGAGCUAGUGCUUGCACAGCGUUCCUACGAYGACCUUGUUGCUAAGUUACGGUCUGUAUCAACAGAAAGAAACACACUGUCAGGCCAACUCCAAGAGUCAAACAAAAACUACCAGCAGGAAAAGCAGAGAGCUGAUAAGCUUGAGAGACUAGUUGGUGUCCUAAGGAAGCGUAUUAAUACAGGAGCAACAAGUGUUGAAACUAUCAAUUAACUUAUUACCUCUUCACACAUGUUCACGUACAUGUAUACCUUAUUCUGAGAACAUUUUGUAUACUGGCUCUGUKGUU